AUGGCAUUCGCCAGCCUCACUGCUGACGCAAGAAUAGUCACCAACAGGGCCCGGAUGGAAUGCCAGAGCCACCGGCUGACUGUGCAGGACCUGGUCACCACGGAGUACAUCACCCGCUCUAUCGCCAGUCUGAAGCAGCACUACACACACAGCAAGGGGCGCGGGCGGUUUGGCAUCUCUGCCCUCGUGGUGGGUUUUGACUUUGAUGGCACCUCCGGACUCUAUCAGACUGACCUCUCGGGCACAUACCAUGCCUGGAAGGCCAAUGCUAUAGGCCGGGUUGCCAAGUCAGCGCAUGAAUUCCUAGAAAAGAAUUAUACUGAGGAAGCCAUUGAAACAAUCUGA
Molecule: messenger RNA, 345 nt
Organism: Rangifer tarandus platyrhynchus (Svalbard reindeer)
Lineage: Eukaryota; Metazoa; Chordata; Mammalia; Artiodactyla; Cervidae
Source: the annotation of a GenBank genome assembly